UUGACAACGAUUGGUAUUUAUUUUGAGGUUUGGUUUGCAAAAUAGUUUUUGGUUUCGGUUCAACAAUUAAUUAACUUAUUAAUUUAGAAAAAAAUGGAAAUAGCGGAGGUGCAAAAAAAAUGCGAUCUGUGCUACCAAAUAAAUUUAACAUGUAGCGUUUAUUUGGACGGCCGUCCGAUGGAAAUGUUGGAAACUGUUGUGAGCGAUUUUUUCGACAAAGAUUUUUUUCGCCAUUCCGAGAUCUGCCAAACUUGCGACGAUGUGCUCCGGAGCUCAUUCAAUUUCAAGACGAAGUAUUUGCAAAACAGGGAUGAAUCAGACGACUCCACGUUUCAGAUUAAACCUGGCCAAGCAUUUUGUAGGAUAUGUUCGACGACCAUUAACCAUAACGAAUGCAAAGAUUUGCUGCUUUCUGAUGGCAUCGGUAUGAUUGAAGCUUGUCUUCCAGGCCUGAAGUUUGCCCAAGGACUGUUUGUCUGUGCAGAUUGUCAAAGUAGUGUGCAGCUGUACCAACACUUUUUGUCACUGUGUCUGGAAGCAUUUCCACGGUCAAAGAAACGUCUUGGGAGGCGUUUCGUGAGGCGCAGAAAAAAAAAUAACACAGAUCGCCAGGUAAAAAGUAAAAAAAUGAGAACUAGGUCUAUGAAAAGUUGGACUAGUGACGAUAGUGUGUCGAGUGAUUGUGCGUGGCCCAAGAAGUGCAGUUUGAACAGUGACACGGAUUUAACUGAGGAUGAGGGCUCAAGGGCUUGCUUCCAGUGUAUGUAUUGCUCAUUUACCUGCCUUUCCGAAUGGAGCAUGUUGAAACAUGUGAGGUUGCACUACGACAGCGAUGCAGAGCUGUAUUCAUGCAGUUAUUGCGAUUAUUCAACCAUCCGCCUUAAGCAGAUCGAGAGGCAUCAACGAAAACACAAUACAGUACCGAACAGUACUGAACCAACGGAACCUGAGAGGAUUGAAUCUCCCCAACCGACGCACCACUGCCCCCUUUGCCCUUUCGAGUUUGUUGAGAUUGAGGACUACCUGCAACACGCUUGCACAAAUAAGUCAAACAAUGAGGGAAUGAAAAAAUCUUGGAGGGGGCUCGACGCAGGUGGUCACUUUGGGGACGGGAUGUUGAAAAUAUUGACUUCCAUCGAAAGCGGGUCACCCUCGGCGCCCCAUACAUGUCCGGCCUGCAGGGAGCGAUGCCUGACUGAGCAACACUUUAAGAUACAUUUGAACUACUGUGAUAAAUUGUAUAGGUGCAAUUUGUGCUCAUACAAGGGCGUGAAGAGCCAUGAGCUGGAGAUUCACAGCUGGUCGAUCCACGGAUUCGUCCCGCUGGUAUGCAAGUACUGCACCUACAAUACCGGGAUGGUGGAGAACUAUGAGGCGCACAUCCUGUUUGCGCACAAGGAAAGUACCAUCAGCGAUAUAUUCGAACCUGAGGAUGAUCCUGUGCCGGGUCUUUCCACGAUGCACCUUGGGCAACCCCAAGUGGUAGUCGACUUGGACUCGCUGGAGUCACGAGGCGGGCCCGGCCACGACGCGGUCGUGGUGGCCGCGGACGGUCUCGCGCCGCCAGCUUGCGAAACGAUCGAAAUCGCCGAGAGUGAAUCGGAUAGCGAGUUCAUCGAGACGUCGCUGAAGGAGAGCCAGCGGAGGGACGCGGAAAACGCGGUUGUCGCUCCACUUAACGCGACCGAGGUGCGCGUGGUAAGCGAGCUGGAAGCGUCCGAGCUGAUGUUGAGGGGCGUGCCACUCAUCAAACAUACGCAGCUCAACAUCGUCGCGACGAAUGGCGGUUAUAGCGGCGCUCAGGUGUCGGCCACCCGAUGCAAAGAUGGCUACUUCCGCUCCUCGGACCAGCUCAAACUUAAGCGACACCCGGGAGGCCAUCCCAAACGCAGACCCGUUACAUCGGUCGACCCGAAGGAUGCGACCGGGUGGAAGGAUUCCGCCAACCGCUUGGACGUGUCGAAAAAAGACACCAGUGCUCCGCCCAAAACUAAGACGCGAAACCGGUACCGCCCUUUAAUGAAGGGACUCGGCCAGAAAGCGUUCCGUUUGUUUACCAAAACUGUGUCCAAACAGUUCGCGGAACUGUAUCCGGGCCUUAAGAGCGUUGAUAUGUUCCAAUUGGUGUCAAAGACGUGGAGGAACCUCGGCGACAAGGAACGUCUCAGGUUCUAUGAGGAGGCGCGGAUAGAAGACGCGCUGCUAAAAAGGGAGCGCAAGGAAGCGGCGCAAACCGCAAACGAAGGAGUGCACAGUUGAGGGAGGGGGUUUAUUUGCUUUGUCGAUUAUUAUUAUUAACAUAUUUAUUUAAGUU
Cylas formicarius (sweet potato weevil) is the source of this 2314-nucleotide messenger RNA. RefSeq lists its product as uncharacterized. Gene Ontology annotation, biological process: regulation of transcription by RNA polymerase II. The coding region runs from base 94 to 2259 and encodes 721 amino acids. The transcript is spliced from 9 exons. Gene Ontology annotation, molecular function: DNA-binding transcription factor activity, RNA polymerase II-specific; zinc ion binding; RNA polymerase II transcription regulatory region sequence-specific DNA binding. Gene Ontology annotation, cellular component: nucleus. Lineage: Eukaryota; Metazoa; Arthropoda; Insecta; Coleoptera; Brentidae. The record is from RefSeq and is a predicted model, not a curated record.